Molecule: messenger RNA, 1009 nt
Organism: Rhipicephalus sanguineus (brown dog tick)
Lineage: Eukaryota; Metazoa; Arthropoda; Arachnida; Ixodida; Ixodidae
Exons: 10
Coding region: 20-910 (296 amino acids)
Source: RefSeq, a predicted model, not a curated record
UUGUGAAGGGAAAUGACCCAUGCGCACUUGUUUACUUUUUGACGUACGAAGCUUCCUACGUAUUUUCUAUUUACUUGCACGCUUAUUUACCACUGCUUCUGAGAAACGAAAGAUUGUCGGGACCAUUUCAUUGUAUUUUUCAGGCACGUGGCCACCAUUGAUAUUUUACGGAAUAUGUGCUUGGAUCGGCCAGUUUGAGGUAGGGGAACAAGUUGUGCCUUGUGCAGCAUAUAACUAUGGUAACUAUGGACACUAUGGCUACGCAAACAAUCUCUGCAGAGGAGGACGUUACACGGCUCCGUGGAAUCCCUGUAAAUACAAAUGCGUUACGAACGCUGGUCACUACUACUAUAAUUCAUAUCCUGAUGGAACAGUUUGUAUUUUGAAGCAGAGGCCACUCGAAAUUGGUCUUUGUGAGAAAGGACAAUGUCGAAAAGGUGUCACACGUCGUCCACGCCCAAAUAGCUGUGAUCCACCAAAGAACGUGAAAGGGUACGUGCCCGGCUGCCAAUACGAGUGCCCUAACCAGAGAGGAAGAAUGGGAGCGCACCCUACUGGAACACCAUGCAUGCCGGUUAAUAGCCAAGGAAACCGCCACGGAGUAGCAGGAAUAUGCCAGAAUGGGGAUUGUAUAGCACAUUACUUACUUGAUGAUCAUGGUACUACUGAGGCAGUGUCUAAAAUAUUUGCGCAGGAGUACAAAAAUUGUACGGACAAAGAACAUCUUGGGAAAAGUGCGCUAUAUGAUUGUCAUAGGUAUUGCAAGGUUGGCGGCGGAUGGUAUUUUGGACAUUAUACAAGCAAUAGCACAUGUCAGUUUCACGACAGAAAUCGCCUGGGCUGGUGUUGCGAAGGAUAUUGCCAUGAAAAAAUGGGAUGCGCUGGAAAAAAUAAUAAAAAAAUCGAAUAGUGGACCAUAUGCUCCAAAAAAUAUAUUUCAAGUGAUACACGAAAUUUUCAUGCGAAUGCCUCUCAAAUAUUUCAGAUAAAGUCAAACAUGUCUGUACUG